This is a messenger RNA of Gloeophyllum trabeum ATCC 11539, 189 nucleotides long. RefSeq lists its product as uncharacterized. The record is from RefSeq and is a predicted model, not a curated record. The transcript has a single exon. The annotation marks the transcript as partial. NCBI's taxonomy places the organism in Eukaryota, Fungi, Basidiomycota, Agaricomycetes, Gloeophyllales, Gloeophyllaceae.
GUCCAAGCACGACCGACUGAAAUCAAGAUACGUCUCCCAGAUGACUUCAAUGGAGACAGGAAGAAGACCCAAACGUUUUACCUUGCCACUCAACUAUACAUGAUGGCAAACAAGCACAUCUAUGACACCGACGAGAAGAAGAUCACGUUCUUCAUCUCCUUCUUGAAAGAAGGAACUGCUGGCCCAUGG